AUGGCUCUCCCUCCCCACCUGGUAGUAAAUCAGCCACUCCCUCACCUUCUAGCUCCACCCAAGAGGAGGACACUGAUUCUCACUAUAAGGGUGCUGGAGAAAAAAGACCUUCCACCGAUCUUGGUAAAAAAACCCAAGAACCAGAAGAAGAAGAAGAAAAAGGACCCCAAUGAGCCCCAGAAACCUGUCUCUGCUUAUGCCCUAUUUUUUAGGGAUACUCAAGCAGCCAUCAAAGGACAGAACCCUAAUGCCACCUUUGGCGAUGUGUCCAAGAUUGUUGCAUCAAUGUGGGACAGCCUGGGGGAAGAACAAAAACAGGCCUACAAGAGGAAGACUGAAGCAGCAAAGAAAGAGUAUUUAAAGGCCCUUGCAGCCUACAGGGCAAGCCUGGUUUCCAAGAGCUACACUGACCAAGGAGAAGCCAAGAAUUCUCAACCCAAUCAGCCCUCCAAAAUGAUUCUCCCAAAACAAUCCAUGUAUAACCUGCCCCCACAGCCCUCUUCCGCCUACCCUGAAUUGCCAAGUUAUCGUGGCCACCCUCACCCCAGCCUUUCCCGAACCCUCAAUGCCAAAUCAAUGUUGCCCAGCCUUAGUGCCUCUCCUCCGCCCCCUUUCCAGAUUAGUCCUCCCCUCCACCAGCACUUGCGCCACCCUCCCAGCUCUCUCCUCAAUCAGUCUCUGAAUAUGCAGCAAGUACCACAACCUUCCAUCCUCCCCCCCUCCAUUGGACUACAGUCACCGAUGAGCUCAUCUCCCACAGGUCAACAGGUGAGACUAAAGAGGUUUAUGCUUAUUCAUUUUGACUAG
This is a messenger RNA of Staurois parvus, 807 nucleotides long. The record is from the annotation of a GenBank genome assembly. NCBI's taxonomy places the organism in Eukaryota, Metazoa, Chordata, Amphibia, Anura, Ranidae.